This is a messenger RNA of Pangasianodon hypophthalmus (striped catfish), 9232 nucleotides long. It is a transcript of the gene omd, whose product is annotated as osteomodulin. The record is from RefSeq and is a predicted model, not a curated record. The transcript is spliced from 3 exons. NCBI's taxonomy places the organism in Eukaryota, Metazoa, Chordata, Actinopteri, Siluriformes, Pangasiidae. The coding region runs from base 2170 to 3261 and encodes 363 amino acids. Gene Ontology annotation, molecular function: protein binding.
AGCCAGGAGGAGAAGAAAGUGUUUUGUUAGGGUUUUUGAAACUCUCAAAUUUAGUACAAACAUCAUCUUCUUUUUAUAGAAUGGCUGCAAACAACUUGUAUGGGAAAAGUGAUAAUUUAAGAAUAAUAUGGGAGAAAGACUUGGAUGUGGAAUUUGAAGAGGGUAUGUGGGAGGCCAUAUUUUCUCGUGUAGGGGGGCCGAUGAGGGAUAUUAGAAGCAAAGUCAUACACUACCAAAUAAUUAAUCGAUACUAUUUAACACCAGAGUUAUUCACACCAUUGAAGAGUGGAUGGAGCAGCCUCUACCUUGUUCUUCAAGAUUUCGUCUUCUCGGAGAUAUAACUGUUCUACGGAAGUAGAUAUCUAAAGCGCAGGCUGGGUUGGCUGUUGCUGGAUGCAUUAUGGUUGCGAGAUUGGUGCUGCUUUAAAUAUCUUUAAAUAUUCAUUUUUUGUAGUUGUUAUGUAUUCUAUGUUUUGUGGGUAACACAAGCUUAAAAUAAAAAAGUUGAAUGACAAAAAAAAAAAGAAAAAAAAAAGAAUGGAGGCCCUUACAGCAGCAAAGAUGGGACCAACUCUAUGUUAAUACCCAUGUUUUUGGAAUGGGCACAUACGGGUAUGAUGGUCAGAUGUCCACAUACUUUUGGCCAUAUAACGUAUAUGCAUAAUCUCAAGGGUUUGGUGCAAUGACCCCACUUCCUUGUUUGUUUCCUUUUGGUAGCAUGAAUCUCACCCAUUUUCCAGCCACUAUAAUUAACAUUUAGUAGUAGCCACAUUUUUAAAUGUUUCACUUAUUAAUUUUCCCAAAAUUCCAGGCAGACAUUAAAUUGACUACAUGAAAAAUAUAAAACAAAGUGAUAUUAUUCCACAGAGGCAUUUUAAGGUAUUCAACAGAGUAAGACCCAGCCAACCCCCUUAAGAUGAUAAUUUUUCCAAAUGCUGAUAUUAGUUCUCUUGGAUUUAACAGUGAAUGUAGUUAAUAUAAGAGACGCAAUGUCAUUUUUUCAAUAGUCAAAAAGCUAAACAAUUUUUUGGACAUUCCUUUACCAGUUACUCAGAUGUCAAAUUUCUAGCUAGCUGUGGAAGUCCAUAAGCACUGACCUGAUUGGGAUUUCUGCAGAGUAUUGGGACAACUUUUGUAGUCCUACUGUCUAAACUACUGUCUAAAAGGGGUAAAGGGUCUGAGCUAGUGAACAGGUUUUUAUGGUGUUCCAAUCCCAUGACCACCAGCUGAUCCUUUGGAGAAAAAAAAUUAUUAACCCUCAAAUGAUUACUUUUUUGUUGGAUAAAAGCAUAUGCCAAAUUUGAGUUGCCCAAAAAAAAAAAAAAAAAAAAAAAAAAAAAGAUAUCAAUUUGGUAUCAACAUUUUGUUAUAAGUUUGGCACAUCUUCAUGGUAGGGUGAACCUCAUGGCUUCCUUUUUAUUACAUAUGCUCAUUACAUGGGGUACAGCAUAAUGGUGUUGUAGAAUGCACAUGGUGUAUUACGUGUCCAGUAGAAUGUUAUUUGAGAUUCAGUCACAGAAAAGGUGUUAAUGGAAUUUUGUUGUAUAUUAACAUCUACAAAAUGUGGCACUCAACAUUCUUGGCCUCCUUCAAAUUGCAGAUUUUGACUAACAUUUUACUAUCGAUUAGAUGGUUACAUAACUAUUUCCAUCACUAGUCACCACUCCACAACCCCUUUUUUAACAGGUUAUGAGAAACAGACACAGGUACUCAGAUAAUUCUCUAAUCUAACUCGACAUUAAAUAUAGAAAGAGAUUAAAAGGGUAAAGUACUGAAUACUGUACUAUCAUCGAAAUCUAACUGUGUCCCCAACCUUACUAAAUAGCACUUGCUUUGUUUAGGCUAGAAACUUUGGCCUCACCUCAACUCAAGAAAUGAUAAAAAAGCAGAUAAGACUUGACUGAGGUCACUGAGCAGAUGGAACCCAAAGCUUCCAGAAUAAUUUCCACAGCAAAGAGGCAGAGCUUAAUAUUUUCAUACAGAAUACAGGACUGCUGGGCAGUGAAAAAGUGAGGCCUGCUUUCAAGCCAAAUCUCAGAUGAAAUUUCCCAUUUCCCUUAAGUAACAUACUUCAUGCUGAGCGGAUUCUUUACUUCAUCUCUGUCAAGCUUUCAUCUUCAGCACGAUACCUCUCAGGAACAACACAGAUAAAGAAAAACAAAUCCAAUAAUGGGUAUUCCCAGUACAUGGUCAAUAUUUUCAUUGAUUUUGCUCAAAGCAUUGUGUCAAGAUUAUGAAACCAGUUAUGCAGACUAUGAGACAGAAGAUGAAACAUUGCCAGAGAUUCCUUCAUUUGUUGUGCCUCAAGAAACAGAUUCUUACUUAUUUCGCUCAAAUGAAUGUGCCAAGGAAUGUUACUGUCCCUCCUCUUAUCCCUUUGCGAUGUACUGUGACCAUCGUGAACUUAAAGUAAUCCCUGAUGUCCCAAGCAACAUCCGCCACUUAUACAUUCAGUUCAACAACAUCGAAGCCAUUACGGCCAAACCUUUCACCAAUGCUACAUCUUUGAGAGAAAUCAACCUCAGCCACAAUAACCUGAGAAAAGUAGGGAAGGAGGCCUUCAGUAAACUUCAACACCUCACACAGCUUCACCUUGAGUACAACAGACUAGAGGAAUUUCCACCCUCUUUGCCCAAAACUCUUGAGAUACUCCACCUGGGAUUCAACAAAAUCUCAAAGAUACCAUCCAACACUAUACAAGGCCUAAUAAAUAUUACAGUGCUUGACCUGUGUAGCAACCGACUUACAGAUGAUGGUAUUAAAGGAAAGGUCCUGUCUGGCUUUAAAAGCCUCAUGCAAGUCAACAUGUGCAACAACAAACUCAAGACUAUGCCCCUUAAUCUCCCAGCAUCGCUGCUGCAGCUAUCACUGGAGAACAACUCCAUCACAUCUAUACCUGAGGGAUACUUUAGGAAGACCCCAAAUAUCAUGUCUCUUCGGGUGUCCCAUAACAAAAUUAAAACAAUUCCUUACAAAGCCUUUAACCUGUCACAACUCAUGGAACUCAACCUGGGAUAUAACCAACUCUCCCAAGCCUUUUUUGUUCCCAAGAACUUGGAGCAUCUGUAUCUCAACCACAAUGACUACACAGAACUUAAUGUCACUCUAAUGUGCCCACUGCUGGAUCACGACAGUCCCAAUAUGCUAACCUACAUUCGCCUUGAUCACAAUAAGCUGAGAGGACCUGUGGACUACUAUGCCUAUACUUGUUUCCCAAGGAUGAAGAUGAUUUAUUAUGGUGAACAACAGACUGCUAGCUAGUAUGAACCACUAAAAAACAUGACACCAUUGACGGGGUGCAAAAUUUCAGCCACCAAAUAAUUUCGCCUAAAAAUAGCCAAGACUCUUUUGGCUUUUGGUUAAAAGAGUAAAAAUGCAAAAGAUGUUUUAGACAUUUGAUGAAACAACCCUAUGAAAAGCAUAAUUAAAUCAUAAAGAAAUGGGGAAACAGACGCUGAUUAACCAGCCAAGAAGAUUCACUCCAGAGCAUUGCUUGCCUGCGUCACUUGCUUGGACACACCUGUUGAUAGGUUUGUACUAUUUUCUACUAUUUUAUAACAACAAUGAAGACAUUAACAGUAUACAAUAACACAUGUAGUGAAUUAUGCAGUGACCAAGCAUAGUGUUUAUCUUCUCAACCAGCUUCAUGAGGUGAUUCACCCAGGAGGCUUUUCUUAAAGUUCUCAAACAGUCCGAGCUCCUCCUGCUUUUCUUAAUUUGUAAAUGAAAACUACUUGCUGGAAUAACUAAAUGUACAUUUUAAUUAAUAAAUGUAUAUACAUGCAUUAACUUCACUGUUGAUAUUUGUCAUAGAAACAUAAGCAUAAACAUAAGCCUUUAUCUAUGUCUUAAGGAUAUUUUUCAUUAUGACACAUGCCAAACAAAAUGGAGGAUACAGUAAAACUGGCCCUGUAUGCAAGCAUGUAGUUCAUGCUACAGAUUUUAAAGGAUUUAAAAGUAAUUGACAAGUGGGUGGGAGGUAUGGGGGCACUCACUAACACUUCAGGACAAAAAUUCUUUCAUUCAUCUUUCUUUCUUCAUUUUUUAUUUGGAGGAUUCUUCAACAAAAGGCUUGAUAAGUUAUAAGCCAAGACUCAAACAUGCAUUAAGUACUAAUGCUAGCUAUCUUUUACAUCCUAGGUGCAUAAAGGUGGUUAACAGUUUGCUGAAUUUAGCAUAAAUAUAUUGUAUCAACAGCUCUUUUAGAUUUUGCAGUUCAUUCAUGUCAGUGAAAAUCUUUGCAUGUAAACAAAGUCAGUGUAUAAUAAUGUAAUUUCUCUAUGCUGGCUGCAUUAUAUUGGUGGAAAAUGUGAAUUAAUAAAUAUGAAUUAUGAAAAUUGCAUAAAAUGUCCCAUGAUUUUUUUGAUGGGGGCAAAAUAUUGUGAGAUAUAAAUUAAAAUCAGCAUUUGUUAAAGCUUUAGAUGACACAUUUUAUAUGCAUUAUGAUGCAUUAUUCCACUCUUUAUCUGUUUGAAGGCUAACCAGCCAUAAAAACACAGUCCCUUCCGAAAGUAUUGGAACGCAGGGCCAAUUCUUUUGUUUUUUCUAUACACUGAAGAUUUUUGGGUUUGAGAUCAAAAGAUGAAUGAGAGAUGAUAGAUCAGAAUUUCAUCUUUACUUUCCUGAUAUUUACAUCCAGAUGUGUUAAACAACUUAGAACAUGGCAUUUUCGGUGGCAGACCACCCAAUUUUUAGGUGAGCAAAAGUAUGGGAACAGAUAGUCUUAAAGUAAAUUAAACACUUAAUAUUUGGUUGCAUAUCCCUUGUAAAUACUUGGUAAAGAGUAUUUAUAAUACAAUAUACUAUGUCACCAAUACAAUACACAAUAUCUACCUUAAAUGUUUACAUACGUCAUUUAUCCUAGUCUCAUCCCUGUAUUAAGACUAUAACAGCUAUGCAUGAAAUGAUACACUAAAGCCACACUCUGAGACAUAUCCCGAUACAGGCUUCACGAGACGAUAUUGACACGAGAUGAUAUUAACACAAAUAAAAUAUUUAAAUUUUAAUACAUUAUUUGUGAGGACAAAAAAAUGGAACCACUGCAAUAUCAAUACAUUGCACUGUAAGAGAAGCAGAUCAGGAUUUAUAGUAUAAGGUGUAAUUGUUAAUGUUAUUUUAAUAAUGUUAUUUGCAUAAAUGUAUUUCAUGGCAAUGUUAUUAAUAUGGAAAGAUUGUUUGAUGGAAGAUUGUAAUUUAAAUAACAAAUUGGUGUCAUCACCACUUCUACUGCUGUCUGAUAUCCACCUGAAAUGCACAAGCACGUCACUUACCAAUUUAACUGUACAGAUCAGGAAAACAAUUGUCAUUUUAUUUUCCAUAUUUCCUCAUCCCAUCGAAAUUAGUUUCUGGUUACACAAUAGUGUAACUUUUUCAGACGUGAAUGUGACUCACAUCAAGUGCAGCACAUAGGCGCUGAUUUUACCCUGCAUUUCAGACCGCUAUCAAGCCAGCCACAGCAGAGACCUUAUAUACAGCCACGUAUAUACGGCAGUUUACGGUAACUACCUUCAGAUGGCAAUGUUGAGCACUAGUGUACUACGGGCCAUUUUGGUGUUAUUUUUUCCAGGUUUACAUGGGCCAAAUGAAACGAGGCUGUGGGCGUUGUGUCUGACACAUGUGCCAUAAUGCUUCCUUCUGAUUAGCUUAACUUUUUGGACUAUUAAUAAGCAUGCAUUGAGACAGUUAGGUUCCCUCUUGUAAACUUCGUGCUCUGUAUGCUACUACCUCUGGUGCUCCAAAUUUUGCUAGUGUGUAAGAAGAAGGUAGGGUUCAUAAUGAAUAUUAAACGCAAAUAUCGCAACACAUGAUAUGUGGAGCAAAUUCAUAGAAAUUAUGUAGAAAAAAAAAACUAUUAGAAAAAAUGUAAAAGAAUUUUUCUUGCUCUUAUCCUUCAGUGGUUUAUAACGGUAAUUAUUUAAAAUAAAAUAAAAUAAAAAAAUACCACUAUGACAUAAAAUUAAUAUUUUUCUCUGUAUACAUUCUUUUCCUUUUUCUCUGUAUACAUUCCUGCUGUUAACAUCAUUUUACCCUUACCAGCCAAAACCUGAUGCUUACAAAAUGCUUAGAAACUGUGCCUUAUAUUUGAGAGCACAGCUUCAAAUAAUAAAACUUAAUUAGUAUUUGAUUUUUAGGUAAUACAAUAAAUGUGUGCUAGCAAAAACCAUGGAACAAAAAUUAUAAGUGAACUAUAAGAAAAUUUAUUUGACAAUGUUUCUGAAUAAUAUUGCAUCAGUAAUAAAAUGAUAACAAGCUAAAUAAAAAAAGCUGUGGUGCCAGACUAUACUACCAAUUUAGUCAUAAUCCAUCCCUUGUAACUAAAGUAAUAUUCAUGCCUAUGCAGUAAGGAUGUCAUAAAAGGGUAUCUCCAGAGUCUCUUAAAAAGACUGCCAGCCCAGAAACAAGCUGAGCAGGAAAUCUAAUCUUAAAAAAAAAAAAAAAUUAAAAAAAAAAUAAAAAAUCAGACUCUAUGUCUGAAUGCUUGGAUUGGCUCUAAUGAUGAAAAGUCAGAUAUUUUUCAGGCCUAACAGUUGGAUUUAGAUCAGCUAGGUAAACAACAAAAAAGCAAACUACAGCAACAUAACUGUACUACAACUUGACUAAAACUAGGAUUGCACAAUAGGCACAACAUAUCCCACUGUGAUUAUAUUGCUACUAGGACAAUUACUAUAAGUUGUUUCGUGUCGUAUUGUUUGAUACGAGGCUCUCGAUUCACUACAUAUAAUAACCUAUUUUAUUCUAUUCAUCAUAAAAACAACUUACACUAUGUGAGGUGUAGAAUAUUUAAUCAAGCCAACACAUCUUCCUCUGAAAAAAAAAAAAAAAAAAACAAGCUUCCCCUAAGCAGUUUUUACGAUCAUACUACCAUACUAGCUUGAGAAAAACAAUUGUUUUGCUCAGCAGCAAAACAGAAAUUAGAAAAUCCCCCAAAUAUUUAAUGUCUUGUGUAUGGGAGCAGUUCGGUUUCCCGAUUAGUCACAAGCAGCCUGCGAGUGAGUGGUGGAGCAAAAUGGUACAGUGUACAGAAUCUGAUAAAUAUGUGUAAAAUACACCAGCACUAAUACCACAGACACAUCCAUGCAUCUGCUACUUGCAUCACCCUUCUGUGCUGGUCGGCAGAACUAGACAAACGCAAGACGUAAUACACAUGCACAAAAAUCAGUGCAGCAGCUGUGGAAUAUUUAAUCAUGUAAUCAGUAUAAUCAUCAAGAUAAUCCCAUAUGUUCAGUAACAAACUGUGCAAAGUACAGGUGGGUAUCAAUGUCUAAAGGGUUCUCAGUGUCUGAAAAACAUGGAGUGAAAGGAUGUACCAAGGCUGUGGAGAUCAGGUCUUCCACCACCACUAAAACUGAGAAAUAAGGGUGGUGGCCAGGCAACAGAUACUAGCUGCUUGUGUAAAGAGAAAACUCUGCCUAGAGAGAUGUGCAUUUGAAAACAUAUAAAAGGCUGUGUUGAGAUCAGAUUCAUCAGUUACUCUGCAGACUAACUCGGCAUUGUUGCUUUUAAUAAUAAAGACUCUGAGAAGUUUUUAUUUUAGCUGAAAGAAUUCCACGACACAACUGGGAAGUUCAUAGCUGCAGAUAUGAGACUCUGCUCAGUAGUGGAGAUGCAGGAUUCAAAAACACGACUAGGGCUACAGAGAGCUGCGUGAGCUUUGACAGCACAGCUACCCAACAAGAGCAAUAAAAUAAUAAUAAAAUCCCCCGUGCUUCAAACACGCCCCCUGGGAGUCUCACCUUGGAGUUAAAGCUUGGCCAGAGAGCAAAUGUUUAAUUAGCUAUGUUUAAAUCUGUUACAUUUUAACACAUAUGUUUUUGGUUUGUUAUAAGAUGCCAACAGUCUGAAUGGAUCACACCAACACUGUGUCAUUACUAGGUUUCAAUUACUGCACUUUUAUAAUGUUUUAAUCAUUUGAAAAUAAAACCUAAACCACAAUGCUUAUUUUUGCUGUAUAGAAAACAUAUUGUAUUGACACACCACCAUAUUGUAUCGAAUUUGUUUUUUGUGUGCACCCUAAUCGCUACACACUGCAAUCACUAUAUGCUUUGUGAUUUAUUAUAACAAACCUGAAACAUACACUCACUGUCCACUUUAUUAGGAACACCUGUACUACUGCACAUUCAUGCAGUUAUCUAAUCAGCCAAUCAUGUGGCAGUAGCGUAACCCCAAAAAAUCAUGCAGAUACAGGUCAAGAGCUUCAGUUAAUGUUCACGUUAGCUCACAGAGUGUGAUCUCUGUGAGUUUAAUAGAGGCAUGGUUUUUGGUACCAGAUGAGCUGGUUUGAGUAUUUCAGAAACUCCUGAUCUCCUGGAAAUUUCACACACAACAGUCUCUAGAGUUUACACAAAAUUGAGCGAAAAACAAAAAACAUCCUGUGUGCGGAGGAUCUGCAGGCUGAAACACCUUACUGAUGAGAGCGAUCAGAGAAGAAUGACCAGACUGGUCUGCGUUGACAGGAAGUCAAUUGUGACUCAAAUAAGUACUCUUUACAGCCAUGGUGCAGAUAUACAGCUCCUUAAGUAUCUUUCACAGCUGUUCGUUUUUUUUUGUUUUUUUGUUUUUUUUUAAACUAAACUAACUAACCACAAUGACUGAGAAACACACUACAGAAAAUUAGCACUGUAAAGACAUUUUCCAGGACUUGGCACACUUCCCGGUAUAGUAAAUUUUUACAAGUCCUUAUAAUUGCUAACACACCUGUACCAGAGCUCAGUUUCAGUCCCCUUGUUUCCAUCCCUUGAAUGUUUAUUUCUAGGGGCCCUUCUCCUCUCGUCCCGAGGUACACAGAGGGGGAUUACAGUCAUGUGUUCUCUAUUAACCAUGUUUUGUUUAAAUGUCCUUUUUUUUUUUUUAAAAGAGACUAUUCCCUCAGAUUUUUCUUCACUUGACUCGCUUUUCGUUACAAAAGUGCAAAGGAUGACUACUUAUUAAUGUACCACUUUCUAAGUACACAAAAUAUGCCAUUAAAGCAAUAAUAUUUACGUUGUGUGAGACAGAAAUGAUGAAUAACGAGUCGGAGAGUUUAUAAAAUCCUUCGGUUGCUUCUCAUUCUCACACUACAGUGCAAAUCACUAAAACACUUCUCCAAAUUCAAUAAAUUCAGUCAUGAUGAAGAAACAGAGCACUAUAUGUUGUCUUAGACUAACCAUUAAAAAAACUAAAACACUAUACAGCACUACAGAAGUGACUAGACGUUUUAUUGCUUUCAACUCUCGGGGCGAUUAAAUAGAGAACA